Messenger RNA from Meriones unguiculatus (Mongolian gerbil), 1129 nucleotides. It is a transcript of the gene Septin12, whose product is annotated as septin 12. The coding region runs from base 40 to 1113 and encodes 357 amino acids. Gene Ontology annotation, cellular component: microtubule cytoskeleton; septin complex; septin ring. NCBI's taxonomy places the organism in Eukaryota, Metazoa, Chordata, Mammalia, Rodentia, Muridae. Gene Ontology annotation, molecular function: GTP binding; GTPase activity; molecular adaptor activity. Gene Ontology annotation, biological process: cytoskeleton-dependent cytokinesis. The record is from RefSeq and is a predicted model, not a curated record. The transcript is spliced from 10 exons.
UCAUCCACCAGCAAUAGGCACCAGCAUACCCUUGGCCACAUGGAUGAGAGGAGAUCACCCUCUUCCUGCUCUUCGAGGCCCUCCAGCCCCAGAACUCCACCCUGUGAGGUGUUUGGUUCUGUGGGCAUUGAGGCUGUGCUGGACCAGCUGCGGAUCAAGGCCAUGAAGACCGGGUUUGAGUUCAACAUCAUGGUGGUAGGGCAGAGUGGGCUGGGCAAGUCCACCAUGGUGAACACGCUGUUCAAGUCCAAAGUGUGGCAAGCAAGCCUACCUGCCAUGGAUAUACCCAUGCCGCAGACGCUGGAGCUGCACUCUGUGACGCACGUCAUCGAGGAGAAGGGACUGAAGCUGAAGCUGACGGUGACAGACACACCUGGCUUUGGAGACCAGAUCAACAAUGACAAGUGCUGGGACCCCAUCCUGAGCUACAUCAACCAACAGUAUGAGCAGUAUCUGCAGGAGGAGCUCCUCAUCACCCGCCAGCGCCACAUCCCUGACACCCGUGUGCACUGCUGCGUGUAUUUUGUGCCACCCACCGGCCACUGCCUACGGCCCCUGGACAUUGAGUUCCUGCGGCGGCUGUGCCGGACUGUGAAUGUGGUGCCCGUGAUCGCCCGGGCUGACAGCCUGACCAUUGAAGAACGAGACGCCUUCAGGAGCAGGAUCCAGGAAAACCUGAAAACUCACUGCAUCGAUGUGUAUCCACAGAAAUGUUUUGACGAGGACGUGAAUGACAGGCUCCUCAACAGUAAGAUCCGGGAGCAAAUCCCUUUUGCUGUGGUCGGGGCUGACCGAGAACACCUAGUGAAUGGGAGAUGCGUCCUGGGCCGGAAGACCAAAUGGGGCAUCAUUGAAGUGGAGAACAUGGCGCACUGUGAGUUUCUUCUCCUGAGAGACCUUCUCAUCCGUUCCCAUCUCCAGGACCUGAAGGACAUCACCCAUAAUGUCCACUAUGAGAACUACCGGGUCCUCAGACUCAAUGAGAGCCACCUGCUGCCCCGGGGACCAGGUUGGGUGAACCUGGCUCCAGCCUCCCCAGGACAGCUGAUGUCCCCUGGACAAGGAAAGGUCCGAAAGCGAACUAACAAAGAUUCCAAGGACAAUGAGUGCUGACUGGCCAUGGCCCCAA